This is a messenger RNA of Panicum virgatum (switchgrass), 1427 nucleotides long. RefSeq lists its product as uncharacterized. The record is from RefSeq and is a predicted model, not a curated record. The coding region runs from base 474 to 1268 and encodes 264 amino acids. The transcript is spliced from 2 exons. NCBI's taxonomy places the organism in Eukaryota, Viridiplantae, Streptophyta, Magnoliopsida, Poales, Poaceae.
GAAGCUUGGAGCCAUACAGUGAACUUAAAGAGGCAUGGGUGCAGAUUAGAGGUGUGCCUCCUAAGUGGUGUGCCUGGCAAGUUUUUGCACAAAUGGUGUCAGGUUUGGGAAUGAUGCUUGAAAUUGAUUGGUCUAGUUUGUUUAAAUCUUUCUAUGAAAUGGCUAGGGUAAAAAUCGCUUGUAGGAAUCCAUGCAAAAUUCCUAAGGAAAGAUUGUAUGAGAUCAACAAGCAGCUCUUCUUAGUAUCCCUCCUUCUGGAGGAUGUGGUUCAAGAGGCUCCUCCCUCUGGUCCAGCUAAUGAUGGCACGGAUCCAGAUGAUGACCUUGAUGAGGAGGAUGACUUGGAACCAAAUGGUGAAGACAACAUGGGGUUGGACUUAGACAGGGCUGGGCGUGAGCCUAGCAGAUCUGCUCCUACACCUACUGGAAAACACAACAGCAAGUCUCCUAUCUAGGGAUCCAGGACUGUGCAUAUGGAGGACUUUCAGAUCAAUCAGGACAGCCAGCUAAAAGACUUCAUGAAUUCUGGAAGUGGUCUACAAGGCCUGAAGUUACCUACAGGAGCCAGUCAAUCUGACCUUCCUACUUCCUUUGACCAACAAUCGAAGUGGAUGGACUUCAUGAAAAUAGCUGAGGGGGAGUUAUCAAUGGCUGAAUGCUCUCAGAUUCUGAGGAACAUGGAGCUGGAGGACUCUGAAAACGAAGAUCUGCUAUCAGAGACAGAAAUAGAGGAGGAGAUGGUCCCUGUUUCAGACCUGAAGUUGAAGAUGGAGGGCAGAAACCUCUUGAAUGACUUUGAUGAUUGCAAAGUUAACGUAGAGACAACAGACCUGCCAAUGAGCGCGGUACGAGAUGGGGUUCUAGCUGCGGAGGAAUUUGGCAAGCCAAAAAGAAAGAAAGAAUGGGGGCCCAUCCAAAGGGAUGCAAGACCAAGAAGUUUUGUGGAUGAUGGGAGAACCAUGAUGCAGAAAGCGGAGGAGCGGAUCAGUAUUAAAAAUCUGGAAGUGGAUGGCAAGUACAAGCCAGGGCGUGAUAUGGUCGGACGUGCGGACAGUGGUGAGGAAGGCAAGCAGGAUGCUGAGGAGAUGGAAAAGCUUAUGCAGGGAGGCCGAGGAACUUCGCUUGGGGGAAAUAGUGGAAGAACUGGACAGAAGGGCAGCGCAACCGCUACGCAUAGGUUGGGAUUCGCAGGCUGUUCCAGAAGCUCAGACCUUGGCAGAGUUGGGAGCGGGCGUUUCGUCAGGUUUUGGCAUGAGCAUGGGGACUGAAGCUGCCGCUCAGGAUAUGUCUUUCUCUUUUGUCUUAGAUGACACUCAUAGCGAGCGCGCUUAGAAUACGUACAUUGCUUAUUAUGCUGUAAAAGACUGGAGAUGUUUUCUUUCCUGGAAAUGAAAACAGGGGACCCCCCUUUCCUCUAAAAAAAAGGA